UUCGGGCUCAUUCGAGAAAGAGUAACUGAAGGGAAAUCCAGCUCACAAACAAGGCCUUACAUUCAACGGAUAUAUUAUCAAAAGCAGCAGUUUCAACUUACAAAAAGUUCUGGAAGUAGGAGUUUACAUCACAACUUAAAAUAUGUUAUGAAGAAGUAAAAAUGAUGAUGAUAUAAUGACGGCAGAUGAUGAUCAUGAAUAAAUGAUGAUUUUUAUCAUUUGGAAUAUACAUCGAUUAGAUAGAUAGCUGUAAAAAUGAGUGAUUUCUUGUGUUUUGGAGACUACAUAUGUCUCUACUGUGAAGAGACCGAGGGAUAUGCAUACAGCUUGCAAUCUAGCUCCGCUCACAACUCGCUAUAUGUUUACAAUGGACAGAGCAAAGAGCUCCCUCUUGGUCUCGCAAAUGUGCAGGCAAUUGUGUUCCAAGUUGUCAUACAGAACAGAUAUAAACUUGACAAGAAAUACAGAAAAUGGAAGCAAGCAGCGGAAAAAAAUCCAGGAAAUACGGAAACAAAGGCUAUGCUGGGCCAAGCAAAGAAUGCAGUGAAGGCAGAACACGAUGAUAAUAGGACUGAACAAAAGCGCCAAAUGGGCAAAAUGGUCCGCUAUGGUGAAAUAAUACAGCUUCAACAUGUGUUUACACAGAAGUUCAUUCAUGCAAAUCCCAACCAGGCUAGUCGGAGAGAUAAAAAUAAUAUCAUGGUGCAAUUACACAGUUACAAUGCAAAGGCAGCUCAGUUCCGUGUUUUGCCAAAAUACAAGGUGAAAGCUGAAGGCGAGUUUGUCCAGAUAUUGGAUCAGGUCAUAUUUGAGAGUGCCAAAACUCCUGGGCAGUAUUUUCAUGCCAGUGCCCCCUAUAAGAUAGAUCACUUCUCUACAGGGUCAGAGUUGAACUUGGGAGUGGACAUGGCAGGAUUCACAGUGGUGAAACAUUAUAGACCCUCUGAGGAAACUGACAAUGUUAUUAGGAGUGGGUCUGUCUUGAGGCUGUUUCACAAAGAUCUGGAGGCCUAUGUAGUGGCUGAGGGUGUAUUUGGGGAACCUUUUACUGAAGAUGUUCAUCUUCGCCUGAGAGAGGUUGAUCAACUCAAAGGGAAGACCCUGUACCCGUCAACAUCUGGCAACACUUACUGGCAAAUUGAGAAGGAAGACCAGAAACUACAUGGUGAGAUGAUAACCUGGGAACAACAGGUGAGGUUCCGCCAUAUGGCAACAAGGAUGUACCUAAUGGUCACCCCCCUAGAAAACAGGCUGACACUGACAAAUGACGAACUCAACCCCAAUGCUGUGUUCAGGCUGCAUCCUGUCAUCAAUGAUAAAGAUGAAGUUGUAUUCAACACCUUUGCAAGAAUAGAACAUGUCCUCUCAAAGAAAUGGCUACAUGGACUAAAAGAUCAAGAAUAUAAGAGAAAGAAAUGUGAGAAUGUUACAGACCCUAAACUGCUCGCUGAGCUACAAUGGGAUGGUGGGGAAUUAAGACAGGUAUCCACCAAUGAUGAAAGCGUAUACUCGGAUGUCUACACUUUCCAAGAUGUCGGACAAAAGGACCAAGUCAAUUUCAACUUUGUGGCAGGGAUGGUACCAUGUAUUAGGAACUUUAUCAAAGACAGGAAAAAGAAAAAGCGACUUUCUGGAGCAAGAACUAUAGAGAUGUGUACAGCAUUCAAUGAGAUGAGACAGUUUAUACUUCCCGAUGGACAACCAAACAAAAACAGACAGAAGCUCUUCAGAAACUUAAGGUUGAUUGACAUGAUCGUGGAGAUGUUACAGUGUCCAAUGAAAGAAAUCCCAGACAAGGGACCCCUGACUCAGGUUUUCAAGUCUGCCUACACUGUCAUUAAUGCCUAUCUGGAGGGUGGAAGUAGAAAGAAUUCACUCUAUGUGGCGCAGUUUAUUGACUUCUUUCAGUCUCAGAUGACCCUUAGGGGGGAAAUUGGGUUAAAUGUAACCCAGAUGUUAGCAGAGUUGAUACGUGACAGUGAGAAGAUUGUAAAGCGUGUCAACUUUAGUCAGAUUGAGAAAAUUCUUGCACUGUUAAAGAACAACUCUAACUAUCGCUACCUUGACCUCCUCAGUUCACUCUGUGUUUGUAAUCAGCGUCCAAUACGACACAACCAAAACUUCAUCGCAGAACGAUGGCUUAAACGCGACAAGAGCCUCUUUUUGACAUCCAGAGGGCAGUCAAUCAAACGCCAGAUGAAUGUGAUCUAUGUUUCAUGGGAUAACGGCAAGAGUUGGACUCCAGCAAGGGAGGUUAUUGACGAAACAUCCGCUGACUACAACAGGGACAGACAUAUGUUCUUCAAGUACCAAGUGGAGCUUUGCAGACAGCUGUGCUAUGGACGUAACAUGGAGGUGAUUCGGUUGAUAACCUAUGAAAUGAACUACCUUGGCUGGGAGGAAGCGUUCAUUGCACUAGAAUCCACACAGCUUCCUGAUGAAGUGAGAGCAGAAUAUUGCAGGAUCAUUAUAGACAUGUUUGUGGAUGUUGGUGACAAUUACCCUGUGGUUGAGUAUGCUAAUGUGGCAUUUGCCUUCGAUGACAUUGGUAUGGAGGAAACAAAACCUAGGGUUUCACAGACUGUUGCUCAAUUUGGAGGAUCUAUUGCAACUUCAGGAGACUUGAUGACGGUGUUUCCAGUGGUACAUGACUGGAUCUCUAACUUCCUUGAAGAGAAUCAGGAGAUGAUUGCCAGUGAAACUGGAAGAAAUAAACUCAUUGCUCAAGUAUUACGGUUGCUAUACAACCUCAUAAAGUUUGGAUACUAUGGUGACGUAGAAGAGAUACAUAAAUUACAAAAACCGUUGCUACACCUACUCGAUGGUCGCCAUGACAAACCCUUUCCUAAAGACAAGGCAACAGGAUCUGGAUAUUCAAAAGAGGCGAAAAAAGCGGUGAAAUUAUACCAAGAUAAAGACCGCUAUGAAGCAGACAAAGACAAUCGUGUUAUUAUGGAGGCCAAGUUUCAAGCAAUGGAAGUCUUGGAUAUGAUCUUCAAAUACCAGAAUAAGACACGCUUGGAUGCUUUCAUAGUUUACUUCAAAGAAACAGAGCUGUCUUUGGCGGUUAAGAAGAAAAAACAUCCACUGAGUCCGCUGUUGUUUGAGCAGUUUGAUCCCUUGGAUACCAGCUCGAAAAUGAAACGUCAACAAAAGAGGGCAUUUGGUGUCAUCAAAGAUGUAUUUGACAAGUCAGCGUACUUCAAUGAGGCGCAACUUACGAACAUUCUCCUGGAUUUGGCAAACUACAAACAGGACAAGAUGGUAACAAAGGCUUUGAUGAUGCUUACAAAAUUCUAUUCUUCAAAGACUGACAUGUUUACCAAGCUUACUACCACUCAGGUAUUCACUACACUUGAUUCAUGUUCAGUCCACAGAGAGGUACAAAACCAAAACCCAUUGUUACGUAACCUCUCAAGGAUCCGCCUCAACGACAAACAGGCAUUCAAAGUUGAAGAAAUAUUCUUCAGAUAUCUCGAAUGCUGUUCAUUCAGAGAUGACCCAAAUAUUGGACAUCCAGUGAACCAGAACAUCAUGCUUUGUCAUGGUGUCCUUGACCUUCUCUUUACAAUGCUUACCAUGGACUAUGACACGAUAUCAAAACCUCAGAGGUCAAUGAAGAUGAUGGGCCUUAAGCUGUUGAGGGGGCUGGUAAAGGGGAAUGACGAGAUCCAAAACAAAGUCUUUAAAAAGCUGGGACAACUCCUUGAAAUCCCUCAUGUUGAGAGUCAACUGGCGGUCACACUCAAACAGGUGUUUGUAGCUAACCAGCAGAUAUGUAUCAAAGUAGUGCCCCAGCAGAUCAAAUCAAUUAUUCAGCUUGUCUGCCAACACCGCCAGAAUGCACCUGAAUUCCUUUAUCUACUAGCAGCCAUUGUAAAGGUGGAAGGUCUUGAUCUGUGCUUAAAACGGAACCAGUCAAUUGUGAUGAAAUACCUCAUGAUGAAUUACAGCAAGAUAUUCUACAUGUUUGAGAAACCUUAUGAGGAGAGGGAGAAGAUUCUCAUGAACAAGUCAGGCCCUGUUAAGUUGAGAUACCUCAUAGGACUUGUUGACCUGCUCUCUACAUGUGCUGAAGGUGAGAGCAGAUAUAUUGAGUCUCUCUGCCAGUCCAUCUUACCUUUGGAUGAGAUUCUCCUUGUGCUCAACAAUCCUGAUGUACAGUGCCACCUAAAGAGGUCCUUCCUGCAGUACAUGCUGAAUGUCUAUAUGAACAGUGGCUCAAGUAUCAUAGAGUCUGGUGCAGCAGAACUUUCACAUCAAGAUUCUCUGUGGUCAUACCUGACUGAACUCUGCAGCCAGAUAGAUUCUAUGUCAGAAGCAGUGAAGUCAACUGAUAGAGAGGAACUUAAAAGCAUGCUUAAACUACAUCCAUCUCACCGGAUGAAAGAUACUGAGAAUAUAACAAAUGCUGCACUGCAUGACAAACUGUGGUUCAUGCUAGAUGGAGCCAUGCCUUUCCUCAGGACAUUUUACAGCAAUUUCUUCUCUGCAGAUGUAGAUAAUUAUGAAGCAGAAAUAGAAGUCACUGAGCGGAUUGCUUUGUUACUAUUGAAACUAUGUGAAGGGAUUAGAACUUGUGUGACAAACCCAUCCCAUUUGAAGACAAUCAUGAUGUGUGUGACAACCGUGGCAACUGUAUCUUCUAUACCAACAACUGAAACUGAGGCAUUUGCUAGGUCGUUUGCUACUUUAGACUGGGUCAAUGCAGAGGAGGCUGGAUUUGGUUCCAGUCAGGUACAGUACUACAAGGAUGAGAUAGCCCUGAACAACAGGCUUAGAAUGUUCAGUAUGAAUGCCAGUCUUCUCUAUGGAGGACACAACACUGUAAAGGCUCAACUUAAGAUAAACGGAAAUAAAAGAGAAUACACUGAGCUUGGUGGAGACCAGCAGCUCCCUCUUGGAGAGGAAUUCCAGAAUCUGGUAAAAAGUUUUCUAAGUCAAGAUCCAAAGCAUCACAAGCAUGUAAAGAAAAAAUAUGCUCCAGCCGCAAAGCUUAUACAACAACUCGAGAUAUCAUCCAAGUAUUUAAGCGAGAUGAAUGAGGCUGAAGCCCUCUUGAACACCCGCUGUUUACAAAUCCUUAGUGCAAUGAUACACAAUGAAGAACGCAAGCUGCCUGAAGAUUAUGAAACAGACAUUCAAAGACAUCAAAUCCAACUGGAUUACAUAAGAGAAGUGCAGUCUGUGUUAAAUGAUAUGAAAGGCACAGUGAAUUGUCUGCCACAGCUGGGCAGCACUAAUGUAGAACUAGUGAGAGAGACACUAAGCUUUCUGGCUCUCUCACUGUUCAAUGCAAAUAGGACUGUACAGGAAACUUUGAUCCACUUCUUUGAGAAUACAAGAGAGGAGUCUUUCUUUGCUGCUGUGCGGACACGCAUCCAUAGAUCUGGUGAAGCUAUUAAAGAAAGUAGGGCAUUACUGGCCCAGCAAAGGUCACGAAAGAAAGAGUCGAACUUCCAAGCAAUUAACAUGCGUCAAGGUCAUGGCUCAGCCAGACGGGCUUUUCAGAAUAUUCAGCAAUAUGAACAGGCUUUAAAGAAAAAUGUUUUCAAAAUGAUGACCGAGGAAGACUUACUCCAAAUGACACGCAAGAGAGCAAAACUAGAUGAGAAACCCAAAAAGCCAGAAAUAGAGAAGCCGUUGAAAGAAAAAGAUAAGGGCGAAAAAUCCAAGAAGAAAACCAAAAAGGGUUUAUCUAAUGGGGGAAUAGAUAAAAAUGACAAAAGUGCGUUGGUGCCAUCAGAAGAGAAUGGACUGAGUUUUGACGAGGCUCUCGUCAUGGGAAUGGAGAGACAGGAAGAUGAUCGUGGAAUUGAUAACAAAGGAUUUGUGCCUACACUCCUGAUGGCUGGAACUUCUAAAAACAAGAAAGCAAUCAGCGAAACCCACAAGAUAAUGGAUGGAGAAAAUGAAGAAGAAGAGCAAGAUGAUAACGAAGAUGAGAUAGCAUUCAAAGAUGAUGGAUAUAUCAAGCUUGUGCUACAGGUGUUAGCUGCAAUGUGUGAUGGUCAAUUCACCCCUCUACAGGACUAUCUCAGGGUACAGGAAGACAAUCUUAGGUCUUAUAACAUAUUGGCUGAAAUCACUCAGUUCUUAAGUAUGGUAUAUACAAAUAUAAAACCCUCUUCAGCCAAGUUAGCAAUCCGUCUCUUCAACACAAUCAAUGAAACUUCAACGGGUAACCAAGCCAACAGAGUGGUGAUCCUGAACAACAAAGUUGUCGACUACAUUAACUUCAUUCUUCGGGCCCGUGAUAUAGCAUGUGAUCCUGACCAGGUCCUGGAGCUGAGGUCUAUCAUUAGUCAGGUGUUGAUUUCCCUCAUUGAGGAGAACAGUCCAGAGGCGUACCAAGUUGCCAAGGAAAUCAAGGAUACCUUGGACAAAGAGGCUGUGUACAGGUGUAUGACUGAGUGUUUUGAGCUACAUCAGAAAAAGAAAUUUGGUAAGAAGAAGUCUACAAUGGAAGCAAUGAUAGAAGCAGGAGGGAAUCUGAUGAAAGGAAUCAUGGAAGGUAAUGAUAAAGAUGAGAUGAGGGAGCUACUGACAGAGACAGGCUUUAACUUCUACUUAGUCCUGCAACGUAUGUAUGACAUAGACCCACUCAUGGAUAGCAAAGAAGGUAUCACUUUGGCACCCAUGCAAAUGAAGGCUUUCAAGUAUUACAAGAAGAACACAAUGUCUGUUGAAGUCUUGAAGGAUGAUUACCUACAGAAGAAGACAUUCAGAGUUAAAAACAAGAAUCUUCUUCGUGAGGAAAUCAAGGAAAAAAUGAAAUGGAGCAUCGAUAGAACAUCACCUAGCAACAAGAUACGAGACUUUAUGCAAUGGACCAAUGAUAUUGUAAAAGAUAUUUAUUACCAGAAGAAAAUACUCUCAAACCCAAUUGCAGCAUUUUUAUCCAAAAACUGGUCCUUAUGGAACUACAUCUGCAUCUUACUGAGUGUGGCUAUCAACAUUUUGAUGCUGGUUGUAUGGAAGGCCAAGAGACCUUUGACAAUUGAUGACCUACCAGAUGGACCAUUGCCAGCUGCUAUGUAUGACCCUGAACCAGACAUAAACGACAAUAUAAUGUCCAAAUCCCUCUACAAUCUGUUGAUUUGGAUAAUGGGUGGAACUCACAAUUUCUUCUCCCUUGUCCUUAUCAUAAGUUACCUGCUUUCAAAUCAUCCACAACUCCCAGACUGCAGCUGGAUAUCAAAUUUCUGCAGGGCAUGCUGUAGCAGGAAGGAUGAGGAUGAAGAUGAUUACACAGAUGAAAAGGUUGUCAAGAAGGUUCCAGAAUCCAAGUUAGCAACUGCCUUGUUUAGCUUUGCUACAAUAUACUACAUGGUGUUCCUAGCGUCUUCAUUAGCCGGAACUUUUUUCUGGGGCUAUUUUUUUGCUUUUCAUCUGCUUAACAUCGUCAACAACAAUCAGCUAUUGCAGGGUGUCAUUAAUGCAGUCACACAAAAUGGUCGAUCGCUACUGUGGGUUGGCAUACUUGCUCUGAUUCUUAUUCACAUCUAUUCGCUUGUUGCAUUUGCCUUUUUCCGGCCAAGUUUUGACCCGACAGGAGAUGCACCCUUGCACGUGGAGUCCCUCUAUGAGACCCUGGUUACUAUGUUACGCUAUGGUCUUACGGGGAUAUUGUUUGAGGUAUUUGUUGUGAAUGAAAAGGAAAAGUAUGACACUCUCUCAAUGGAUGCGUCAUUUGCCAGGUUUGGUUGGAUGACCCUCUUCCACCUUACCUUCUUUAUUCUCAUCACAACUAUUGGUCUCAAUAUCAUCUUUGGUAUCAUCGUAGACACAUUCUCGGAGCUGAGAGACAAGAAGUGGGUCGCAGAAUCUGACAUGAGAGACACUUGUUUCAUCUGCAGUAGAAGUAGUUAUGACUUUGAGCACCAUGGCAAGGGUUUUGAACACCACAUCACAUAUGAUCACAAUAUGUGGGCGUAUAUAUUCUACUUCAUCAGUCUCAAUGACACAUCACCAAAUGACUAUACAGCGAUUGAUCUAUAUGUUAGCAACAUGUUGAAGAAAGAGAGGUAUGAGUUUUUCCCACUUGACCGUGCUCUCUGCCUGAAGGAUGAAGAUUCAACAGAUAGUAAACUUGAUGAGGUCUUGGCCUGUGUUACAAUACUUAUGAAGAAAUGGAACAAAGAGGAACAAACAAAGAAGCGUGAAGAGGAACGCAAAAAGCAACGAGAGUGGGUGCGUCGCAAAUCUGCGUUUGUCAUGUCUGGAACAGAUGACUCUGAUGGUCACCCUGGGCCUGGUGGAAGUGGUGGACAUGGGGGAGGUGGACCUCCACCUCCAGAUGAUAGACCUGAUGGUCCUGGUUUGGGUGGGGAUGAUCACCUUCCUCCCCCUCCUCCCUCUCUCUUACUUAAGGGGGGAAUGAUUCCUUCUCACUUAGCUGCACACCAAAAAGAAGUUCCCACAGAGCCCAAAAUAGAAGAUCCAGUUCAAUUUAUACCUCAGAGGCAAUCUGAUGAUUUAGAUGAAAUAAUACCACACCCUCCUUCCCUCCUUAGGAAGGAGCCAACAACAUCUCAAGAAUUUCCAUCUGAGAAAGAAGUUCCCAAUGAGGGAGCGAUCCAGAUUGAAAUCCCACCUAAGUCUCCCACCCCUCCCCCUGCCCCAAAGCACUACUCCCCAACAGCACCUGAAUCAAAAGAUACAGUUGAGACUAAACAUCCUAAACAAGAUCGCGAUGAUGCAUAUAGUGACAUUGAUGAUCAUAAAAAGAUUCAUGAUGAUGAUCAAAUCAUGCUUGAAAUUCCUCCAGAUAAUGGUUUUGUGGAGGAUUUAGAUACGGACAAUAUUGCCAGUUCAGAGUAUCCAUCAGGAGGAUCAUUUGACUCUGGCAGCCCAGAGCCUCCAUUUGAUGAUGACAUGGCCAAGUUUUCACCAAUGAGGACUCCUUCACCAAAUCAUAGCUCCGAUAAUAUGAUGCCACGUGAGAUCCGAGGUAGCCCUGUUGAGAUGGUAUAUAAUGUGAAUCCAAGUCCCUGUUCCAGUCGUAGAUCAAGUCUGGAGUAUGGGGACAGAAAAGCAACAACACAUUUUUGAGGAUUUCUGGGUAUUCAAUUGUGCUCCAUUAAACAGCAGCAUUUGCUCAAAAACCCUUGAGGUGGAUUGGUUGUCUUUUUUUACAAUCCUCAAUAGCCAUAUAAGUGGCGUUUAAGUCAAGGUCAUGGGUAUUGCGUAACAAGGUACACAGGCACAGCCUUUGGGAUAAUGAAUAAAUACACUUCAACUGUAUCGAAGUAAUAAGAUGUCACCAUCUUUGUAUGAGAUGUUUUAGCCAUGGGGCAUACAUAAAAUAGGUGAAUGCUUAGAGGAUGAAUUUUGAUUUACGAUGGAAUUUUCAAGUCAAUUAUUUCAUCUAAUGGGUUGUGAGGAGAUGCAAUUUUGAGGGAGUGACAAAUGAGAAAUGUAUAGAAUGAACAUGAAUUUGAAUAUCAUGUAGGCCAAGCCUGAAAGUGGAAUAUUUGUAUAUAAAGAAAGAUGUAUGUUACAAUACCAUAUUUAACAUUAUUAAGAGUUAGAUUAACAGGGCAGAUUUAAUAUGAAGUAGGGAGUCUAGUGGUUCAGCUAAAACAAAAUUAAAUACAAUUUUAUUAUAUUUGAAAUGGAUGUUGAUCAAUUGACCCAAUCACUUUUUAUUAUUAUAUAUAUAUAGAGGUUAUAAAAUUGCAAAUUUGAGCACAACUUUUAGGCAAUUGAACUCACAGGGGAGUAAAUGUAAGUCAUUGCUGAGCAUAUGGAUAUACAACUAGAUUUAUUCCAUGGGGUUAUUCCAUACAAUAAUAAAUACAUUUAUUUUGUCUAUUGAAUAUGUUUAAUUUCGUUUCCUAAUAUUUAUUCAUAAAACCAAAAUCUGAAUCUCCAACGUGUAAAUUUGUGGGAUUUUAAUCCUAAUUAGCUGAAAGUUAAACUUUGAGCUUAAGAUAAACUGAAUGAAUAUAUUUAUUAGUGUAUAUUUUCCCAGGUUGAAAUGAUAAUUAUGAUAUAAGAGGUGCUAGUAUAAGAUAUCCCCAUAAGUUCUUUUUAGACUGAUUUCCCUUGUUUUCUUUACCCAAUAGCCUUGGGAAGUUUGUCCUGGAGAUAUAUCAAAAUACAAUUUAUAUUCAAUAUAAUAAUAAGGAUAUAUUUCUACAUGGGACACAUGCCACUAGCAGACUGUAUAUUCCAAUAUCAUCACACCUCAUGCAUAUCAUUGUUGUUACAUUGCAUAUAUUAGCCAGGAAUUAUUGCUAAUUGUCUGACAUGUGUGUUAAAUAAUGCAUGCUAAAAGAUUGCAGCAAAUAUCUGCAUUCCCCAGUAUGACAUUAACUUGAUUGCUUAAUACUCAAUCACUGAAAAGUAAAUGUGAGAUUCAUCUAGAAAGCACCAUGCUGCAUAUAUUGUUGUUUUAUUGAAUUAGGACAGAAAAGGGCUUAUCCAUACCCAGAGACCCAGCUAGAUUUUGAUUGGUCUAUUUUAUUGGGUAAGGCUUGAUCUCACAUUCAAAGAGUAUAGAUGGAGCCACCUUUUCAAGGUAAAAUCAGAUGUAAACCAUUGACAAAACUGGAAGUAACAAUGGCUUACAAUUUAUUCUAUGCCAUCUCAAAUAUAUUAUUUUCUAAAGAAUCCAUGGCAUGUUAUCAAAUUGCAAAGACUCUGACUUAAGUGAAGGGUAAUCAAACUACAUUGUACAUUAACAUCAACAAAAAUGGAAUUAGGUUAUUAUUUGGGUAUUUUAGGUUAACAUUUAAAUAUUUUUAAUCCAACUAAUGUUUUAUUUUAUGUUUUUGGUCUAGGGUUGUAUUGUCUCCUGUAAAUAUAAAUGGGAUUUUAGCAGAUUGUAAUGAAUUAUUUGUAUGCAGAAAUGCGAGGCAAAUUUGUGAAUUGUUGUAAAUAAUGUAAAACAACCUUGUCAUGAUAAAGUGAUACUCAGUGAUAAUUAAAAUACAUGUAAUGUACGAGUGUCCCAGAACUAUAUUUAGUAUUAAUAAAAUCAUUCAAAUGAUAUCAGUGCUUUAUUUUGAAUUUUUUAAUCAUUUUAUAUUUUUAUCUGUACAGUUAAUUAACAAUCCUGAGUAAUAAAACUGUUAUGAAAUAACGCAUUAAUUAUCAUUAUACAUAUCGUAUACAUAGCCCAGUUAAAUGCACUUCCAUUCAUAAAAAUCAGAAUAAUCAUUUUGUAAAAUAUUUUCUUUUGCUAGAAAAAUGAGGAUUUUCUAUUUUGGAAACAAGGAGUUUUUAAGCAUUGCUCCGAGCCUGAGAACACCUGAGAGUAUUCUCAAUGGUAUAAUCAGAUGUUGUAUUAACCAUAAACACACAAUGAGGAAACGCUCUUGAUGAAAUGAAUUUUACAUUGUGUUGUGUUGUGUUGCAAAUACAGAGUGGGCCAAAGAAUAACAGAAAAUGACCCCUUGUGAACAUCCAUAAUGUGAAUUGAGGUAAAAUUGCAGGUAAUUCAAAUCUUUGUAAUGAUGUAGAUCAUUACAUCAUGCUCAAAAUUAAUCUUUAUUUUAUGUCCCUGCCAAAAAGUGGUGGCAUAUUUUUGAUCAGCAUUAAUUGUGAGAUGUGGUUGGCAACUGUAACUAAUUAUUAUAGUACUUAUGAAACAGAGUGACAUUAUGUCAAAUUAAUACCUUGUUUUAAUUGGUUGUUAUUUUGGCCCGCCGUGUAUUUCCAUUGCUAUAAUGUAAAAUUUGUGAUUAAUAUGUCCCUAAUGUGGUAUUAAGUGAUUAAUCUCGAGUUAUGACAGUAAUACGUUAAUUGCUGCUUGAUUAAAAAAAUAGUGGUACAUGCAGAGAGAAUCGUCCCUCACUAAUAUCAAAUAGUUAUCUGCACAACAGUAGAAUUUUACAUAACACAUAUGCUAACAGUGGCUAACUACUUUUGUACAUGUGUAUUUCAGAAGUAAAAUCAAUAAGGUCGAUAGAGUGGAAUUGUUUUUACCAGAAUCAUUAUAUCUUGUACUGUAUUGAUGGUAUAUAUUUUACAUUUCGAAAUCCAUUUUUAUAGAGUAUAUAAUUUUUAUAUGAGAGUAGUAUAUUCCAUCAAUAUGGGGAAAUUUUGCAUGUUUAAAUCUUAUAUGUUGAACCAAUGACAUCUAUUGCAGUGAGGUGAAAUGAAUCUUUACCACCAGUGAUACAUGUAAUUAUUAGGUAUUAUUGGAGAUAUGAAAUAAAUGAAUUCAUUACAAUACAAUGUAAAUUCUUUGUUUAGGAUUAGCUCCCAGAAUGCAAUAUCGAUA
Owenia fusiformis is the source of this 12232-nucleotide messenger RNA. Lineage: Eukaryota; Metazoa; Annelida; Polychaeta; Sabellida; Oweniidae. The record is from the annotation of a GenBank genome assembly.